Messenger RNA from Anguilla anguilla (European eel), 1098 nucleotides. Its product is annotated as cytochrome c oxidase assembly factor 6 homolog. Bases 65 to 430 code for a protein of 121 amino acids. The record is from RefSeq and is a predicted model, not a curated record. The transcript has 3 exons. NCBI's taxonomy places the organism in Eukaryota, Metazoa, Chordata, Actinopteri, Anguilliformes, Anguillidae. Gene Ontology annotation, cellular component: mitochondrion; respiratory chain complex IV. Gene Ontology annotation, biological process: respiratory chain complex IV assembly.
UUUCUAAAUAAUGGUAAAGAAAACACUUCCUGCAUCGUUUCUAUGACGUAUUUUAAAGCGACCGAUGGUAUCUAUCCAUGAGUAUUUGCCAUGUUUGUGUAAAUAUUAUUUUUUCUACGUAAGAUCAUGCCAUGUUAUUGGUGAGAAGUUAUCGUUUGUAGUGACGAAGCUACAGAGCACAGUGGCGAUAAUGACUGCUCCGAAUUCUAAUCAGAGGCGAGCGUGCUGGGCUGCAAGGGACGUGUUCUGGAAGUGCCUGGAUGACAGUCAAGACGACGGGACUGCGUGCGAGAAAUUCCGCACAGAUUUUGAGGCAAACUGUCCUGCUCAGUGGGUGAAAUACUUUGUCAAAAGAAGAGACUUCUUAAAGUACAAGGAGAAGAUUGAGACCAAGGGAUACGAGUCUUCUGAACAGUCAUCGAAACUAUAGUUGCUGCUGCUGCUUAUUGUGUGAAGAUGUAAGACCACAUGAGAGAAGACACUUGCACAUCAGAAGUUCACAAGGUGAAUCUCGAAUGCCUCUUUUUAAAUUGGCCAGAGUCUAAUUCCAGUGCCUUCUGACAGGCGACUGAGUAGUUUGUGAACCUUUCUGCGUGGUUUUAGUACACACCGUUAAAAAGGUGAUGAACUCUGCCCACAAAUAAACACAAUUGAAUCUGUGUGGCACUGAGAGGAGAGGUAAAGUCUGCCCAUUCCUGAACUGUUUUUUAAGAGAAAAUCACUUUGGAGGUUGUACACAGGCCACAAGUCAGUAAAAUAGUUUGUGAAUGACAUUUUAAGACAAUGAAUAAAAGAAUGAAGCAAAAGGGUUUAGUUUUUGAGUUCUUUUAUUAGUUGUCAUUAUUGUAUCUUAUGUAACUUCUGGGAUGUUUAAUGUGUGUUACAAACAUUGUUAAACUGUCAGUGAUUCAAGUAUUCAAAAAAGUCAUUAUACAUGGACAAAAAACAUGAAAGGCACAUUAUUCUAUAUUCUCUAUGUUUUUCUUAGUAUUAACAUAGGUUUGUGUCCAGAUUCUCAAACUAGCAGAUAUGUUUAAGUUCUGUGCAGAGAAUAAAAAUGAUGUGAGACUCACUUAAUAAAUAGCGCAGUAUCAAAGA